AUUGAUAGGAGAAAUCAGAGUGCUGCUCAUGAGGAGCAACAGAGACAAAGACAGCUUGAGAGACAGGUCCAGUUUCAACAAGAAGCUGCUGCUCAUGAGGAGCUACAGAGACAAAGGGACUUUGAGAGACAGGUCCAGCACCAACAGGACAUUGCUGCCCAUGAUGAACUGUUGAGACAGCAACUGCAGCAGCAGCAGCAGCAACAUGAGGAAGAGGAAUUGGAAUAUGUUGAACAGGAGCAGCAUGUAGCUCAUGUCUAUCAACAACAAGUAGACCAUAUACUAGAGGCUCAUCAGCAUGAGGCCAAUGAAGUUCAGGCUAUCCAGCAACUUCCCAAGGGGAGAAGGCCAUACUCAGAGCCUGUCGUCAAACACAGCAUUGGGCCCAUGAAUCUUGAAUGUCCAAGCUGUAAAGCCCUUCACUACAAAGGAGAGAAAUUGACCAACUCCUCCCUGAUUCAUCCUAAAUUUGGCAUAUGCUGUCUGCAGGGUCAGGUACAGCUUGACCCACCUACCCUACCUCCAUUGGCUUUGCAGAAGCUGUUCAAUGGUGUAGAUAAUCGCUCAUCUCACUUCCUGAAACACAUAAGACGUUAUAAUGCUGCCUUUGCAUUUACCUCAGUGGCAGUUAAAGUUGAUCAAGCUGUUCUGAUGAGAUCUGGGCCAUAUUCUUUCAGAAUCCAUGGGGAUCUAUACCAUCUGAUGGGUAGUCUCAUGCCUCAGGAUGCAUUGGAGACAAGGCUUGCCAACAAUGCUGAGAACAAUAACAGAGAUCAGGCUGUCAUGGCCUCUGUCAUGUCAGAUAUUCAGGAUGCCCUCAUGCAAGUGAACCCUCUCAUUCCUCUGUACAAGCAAGCAUAUCAGAUCAUAAGGGAGAAGCCAGCCAAUGAGCAAGUGCAGCUUGAGGCCCACAUAAUCUUGCAGGCCUCUGCAGAUAAAAGGAGAUACAAUCUUCCUACAGCUGAGGAGGUAGCUGCAGUCAUACCUGGCUCUGGAGAUGAUGAUGUUGAUAAGCACAGAGACAUUGUCCUGCGUUUACAAGGUGGAGGACUAAAGAGAGUGAGCAACUUGCAUCCUCUAUACCUCCCACUCCACUAUGUCAUGCUGUUCCCAAGAGGGGAUCAAGGAUGGCACAUGAACAUACCAUCUAUACCAGGGCCAGAAGGCAGAGUGAGGAGUGCUGAGGUCUCUCAGAGAUGCUUCUAUGCAUACAGGAUCCAUCCC
Messenger RNA from Rhodofomes roseus, 1224 nucleotides. RefSeq lists its product as uncharacterized. The annotation marks the transcript as partial. NCBI's taxonomy places the organism in Eukaryota, Fungi, Basidiomycota, Agaricomycetes, Polyporales, Fomitopsidaceae. The transcript is spliced from 2 exons. The record is from RefSeq and is a predicted model, not a curated record.